This is a messenger RNA of Macrosiphum euphorbiae (potato aphid), 1365 nucleotides long. The record is from the annotation of a GenBank genome assembly. Lineage: Eukaryota; Metazoa; Arthropoda; Insecta; Hemiptera; Aphididae.
AUGGACGGAGAAAAAGCAUCUUCGUCCUCCGUCAAUGUAACCAUUGCUGAUGAAUGUAAGAUCUUUAAAUUAAAAAAAAUUGAACUGUUGAACUUAAUGCAGUUUUUGGAUGAGGAUAUCAGGAAUGGGUUGGGCAGAGAAACUAACCAUUCCUCUAUGGUUAAGUGUUUCAUCACUUACGUUCAGGAUUUACCAAACGGCACAGAAAGAGGCAAAUUCUUGGCCUUAGACUUGGGUGGCACCAAUUUCCGCGUGCUAUUGAUUGAAUUGGUAGACAAUGGUAAUUACAAAAUGAAAAGUGAUGUCUUCAUAGUUCCCAGUAAGAUCCAAACUGGCAAAGGCACAGAAUUAUUCGAUCAUAUUGCUGAAUGUCUGGCAAAUUUUGUAAAAGAGAACAACUUGGACACAAAAACGGUAUUACCGCUGGGCUUUACGUUUAGUUUUCCACUUAGACAAGUUGGACUUACCAGAGGACAUUUAAUUAACUGGACAAAAGGAUUCGCAUGUUCAGGAGUAGUUGGUGAAGACGUCGUCCAACUACUCAAGGAUGCAAUUAGGAAGAGACGGGACGUAAAGAUUGACGUGGUCGGGAUAUUGAACGACACAACAGGGACUCUGAUCUCGUGCUCUUUUAGAAACCCAAACACCAAAAUUGGACUUAUUGUUGGAACGGGCUGCAACGCGUGUUACGUUGAAAAGGUGGAGAACGCUGAACUUUUCGUGGGCGACCAUUCGAGACCGCAUGUGGUCGUGAACUCCGAGUGGGGCGCGUUCGGGGACGAUGGAAAAUUAGAUGCCGUUCUCACGAAAUACGAUAGGGAGAUCGACGAGGCCUCUUUGAACCCAGGAAAACAACGAUUUGAAAAAAUGAUCAGCGGCCUGUACAUGGGUGAGAUCGUGAGAUUGGCUAUCGUAGACUUGGCCAAUCAAAACAAACUCUUCAAUGGAAGACUGUCCGAACAAAUGAAUACCAAGGGAAUGUUUGAUACUUCAUUCAUGUCCGAAAUUGAAAGAGAUAAAACUAAAGGCUAUACAACUAUAAGGAACCGUUUGAGCAAGAUGGGCAUCAACGACCCAUCCUUGGUUGACUGUGUAAACGUGCAAUAUAUUUGCGAGUGCGUGUCUACUCGGUCAGCGCAUCUGGUGUCCGUCGGCCUAGCCGUGCUUCUCAACAAAAUUGACGAUUCUUUCGUCAAUAUCGGAGUCGAUGGAUCGGUUUAUCGGUUCCAUCCGUUUUUCCGUGACCUAAUAAUCAAAAAAACAAGAGAAUUAAUAAAACCCAACAUUCAAUUUGAAUUGCAACUAUCCACAGACGGAAGUGGGCUUGGUGCAGCCCUGGUCGCAGCUGUAGUUUCACGUGACUAA